Spodoptera littoralis (African cotton leafworm) is the source of this 1002-nucleotide messenger RNA. The record is from the annotation of a GenBank genome assembly. Lineage: Eukaryota; Metazoa; Arthropoda; Insecta; Lepidoptera; Noctuidae.
AUGUUCGGUAUAAAAGGGUGGUUCUCUAGAGGACUACCAUCAGUUGCACCUGAGACUUCGACAAUGCAGACUAUUAUCAUCAUCAGCGCUAUCCUGGCUUGCGGAGCUGCUGCUCCAGCCUACCUCCUAGCUGAAGAGGCUCAUGUAGUCCACACCUUGCCAAGCAAGUCUACUUUCACCCAGAGCAGCCAGGUCGUCAACCAUGGAAGCACCCACGUCUUGCACCCAGUUGAGACCAUCCACACUAUCCCUGUCGUCCAUGCUAAAACCACCAUCACGAAGUCCAACCAAGUUGUCAGCCACGGCGGCGCUUACGUCCAUCCAGUGCACUCCAUCAGUGUCAUGCCUGUCCAUGAAGUCUACCAUGUGCCGAAAACUACUGUCACCAAGAGCAACCAGGUUGUGAACCAUGGUGGUACUGCUGUGUUCCAUGCUCCCGUGAUUCAUACUCCCGUGGUCCAUGCUCCUGUGGUCUCCGUGUCUCAUCCCGUGGUCUACCACUCCUCACCACUGGUGACCCUCAAGACUGGCGACUCCGCAGUUGCUUUCGCCGCCAUCUUGGCUUGCGCCGCCGCUGCCCCAGGAGUCCUGGUGGCUCAUGAGCCCGUGGUUGCUGUCCACACCCCAGUGGUUCACUCUGUUCCCGUAGUCGGUUCCAAGACCACCAUCACCAAGUCCAGCCAGGUGGUGAACCAUGGCUCCCCCGUGCACGCCGUCCACGCUGUCCACGCUGUGCACACUCCAGUGAUCGCUUCAUCCCCUGUGGUGAUUAAGACCGUGCACGCCGCUCCUGUGGUCCACGCCGCCCCUGUAGUCCACGCUGUCCAUGCCGCUCCCGUCGUCCACGCCGCCCCCGUGGUCCACGCUGUCCACGCUGCCCCCAUUGUCCACGCCGCCCCCGUGAUCGUGAAGACCGCUCCCUCCGCCGUGGCUCACUCCAGCUCCGUCGUCCACCACGGUCAUGUCGUCAAGGCUGUUCCCCUCAUCGCUGUCCACCAUUGA